Messenger RNA from Eriocheir sinensis (Chinese mitten crab), 4011 nucleotides. RefSeq lists its product as uncharacterized. NCBI's taxonomy places the organism in Eukaryota, Metazoa, Arthropoda, Malacostraca, Decapoda, Varunidae. The record is from RefSeq and is a predicted model, not a curated record. The coding region runs from base 295 to 3297 and encodes 1000 amino acids. The transcript has a single exon.
CACACACACACACACACACACACACACACACACAUGAAAUUUCCUAAAGAAAGUUAUGAUUAAAUUAUGUAUAUGAUCUCUAUCUCUAUCUUUGGGAAUAUAUCUCUCUACACACUUAUCUUUAUCUCUCUAGGAUGUACGCUGCAUCGGACGGACGAUUGGACGCUCCUUGAAGUAUACGGUUGUCGCUGCUGCCUUUCGGAGGAUAUGACAUUACUGAGGAUGUUGUAGCCAAGGAGACGCCUACAAACAUUGCGUUUUCUCUUUUUGUUCUUGUUCCUGUCCUGUGGCGGCAUGGCUCUCUCUCCCGUUGGGGUCACAGGCGUCCCGACAUCUUUUAGCGGCUACACUCAACAGGAUGCGAACUUCGGUCGCCUGUACAAAGCUGCCACGCAGACUAGCAAGCGUGUGCUGAAGGCUGUGUUCUUGCUGCUGCUGCCUCGCAUUCGCGUGGCGGAGAUGAGCUGUUUUCCUUCUUCCAUUGCUGACUACUGCAUGCAUGUCCUGAAUUGGUCCAACACUAAGUUUCGAUCCAGCUUUAACUCCGAAGAGCGAACACUCCUUCAGCAGCCUGUUGUUGCAACCGAUAUGGACGUGUCUCUGCUGUCUAAGCUAUUUUUCAUGCUUUUCGGGGAUCUGAAUAUACCGGAGUCAUUGUGGCGCGCCGUGCGGAACAUCAAGAACGUAAGGAACCGAGUGUGUCAUGAACACUUUUUGCUAGACGAAGAACAACUUGCCAAGAACUUGAGUGACCUAAAGGCGAUGUACGAAGCACUGCUAGACCAGACGAAGGACAUAUUCGCCGCCGAGGUGGACGACCUGAAGAAAGCGUUUUAUGCUGAGGUGGAUGAGAUCAUGUCUACGUCGGUACCCGUGGAGGCAUCAGAAUACUUUGAUAAAGUGGAACAAUUCCGCAUUCAACUUGUGGGUCAGUUUAUCAGGCAGAGCCAACGGGAACUGAUGGAAUACUACGCCAAGCUGAAGGUACUGAACCCCUUCACGUGGCUCAGCAGCCAUAGCUUCCCGCAGCUGCAGGUAGACAGGAUCUUCACUCCAUUGCUCAUCACUGAGCAGACCAGAAAAGUGGAGGCCGCUGCGCUAUUGGCCACAGAAGUGCUGAACUCUGAUACGGAAGAGGACUCCGGCGUUCUUCCUGACGUGCUGGUGCUAGCCGGCAUUGCGGGCUGCGGCAAAACAUCACUGUGUCGCUAUCUGCUGCAUGACUGGCACACAAAAGAGGGCUCUGUGGCCUGUCUCAGGUCGGUGGAUGUCCUUCUGUAUAUUGAGGCAAGGAACGUUACCUCUCCUUCCCUCGCUACCUUCCUGCAAAAAGCCUUGCUGCCUAACACCUGCAGUCACUUCGAAGAGAAAGACAUCCUGCAAACGUUACGGCAAGUGGCUGUGUUGUACGUCAUCGAUGGAAUGGACGAGGCCACAGCCGACGCUCGGGAGCUGCUGAAUGACGUCUUCUCGCUGGCAGGCGACGCGCGCGUCCUCGUCACAACUCGGCCAGAGUUCACCUCGAGCGUGACGCAACUUGCGGAGCAUCACCACCUGUCCCACAUGACUUUUAAGGUUCACGGUUUUUCUGAUGAGGGCAGAAGAUCAUUCGUUGCCAGGGUGUUUGCAGCAUUCGUACCCGACGAGGCGGCUCGUCAGUGCCAAGAGAGAGAGUUUCUGAAGUUCCUCAAAACCUCUUGUCAGGGUCUGGUCGGCCACCUCAAGUUGCCUCUUACACUCGCGCUGCUCGUUUGUCUCUGGCGGGACGAUAAAACAAGCAUAGCCAAUGUUAAUUCCGCUACCAGACUCUACGCGGAGAUCUUCAAGCUCUGCACAUCUAAGAUGGCGACACGGCUCCAUAAUAGCGCAACACCUCUUCUGCUAGACCUGCAAGACUUCGUGGCGUCGUGGUUUAUGGCCCUGGGACGGGAAGCGUACCGCAUGCUAGAGGAAGGACGGCUGAUCAUUGACGGCGACACUCAGCGGCAGCUGGUGGCUCUGUGUGAAGGGAAGGGUCUAGCCAGCCUGCAGGUGUUUUCCACUUUCCUGCACUGCGAAAUGAGUGUCAGCCUCCUUGGCGUGUGCCAUAACUUCUCUUUCGUGCACAAGAGUCAGAUGGAGUACCUCGCAGCGUUGUAUAUCUACCACGAACUGAUGAAGGAGUUACCUCUUAGCAAGGAGUCUGUCAAGGGCGUGCUGGCAAAAUUCAACAUCUUUGGGAGGAGCAUGAACCAAGAAAAUAGGUCAGGCAUUAGUGAUAUCAUCUUGUUCGCAGGGUGGGGAGCCAAGUGGGUGAAUACCUGGCUCUUUGUGGUGGGACAUUUGUGCAUGAGUACGAAGGUGGAUAGCGUUCUGCAGGUGGUGUUGGACAUUAUUCUGUCUGUUCGCGCCGUAACGCAAAACGAAAUCACAAUGUGGCGCCUCGUGGAGGAAUCAGGACGCCACCCGAUUGUGAAGCAACGAGUCGGCGCCGCUAUGAACAGAAGCUUGAACUGGCGGCCUAAUGAGGUAGAGUUGUGUGACGUCACUAACCCAGUGCUGAUGCUGAUGCAGCACACCACCUUCACGCCGCAAGCCGUCUACCUACGGUUGGUAGGCAGUCAACACGGCACACUGCUGGUCGACGAGGAUGGCCACCCGCGCCGUGUCACCUACCACAGUCUGCCGCCCAUCCUUACCUGCCUCACGCGGCGGCCUUCCUGCAUGGUGUUCCUGCGGCUGGAUGAACAAUACUACACGUGGGGAGGAGAGGAAACCGCCGACGAGCUUCUUAAAGCACUGCAGUCAAAGGGCAAUGUAGUGACAUUGAUGGGCCACCUGGGGCCACAGGGAGCCACGGCCUUGUCCACUGUUAGGGAGAUUGGUGACCUGCAAGUUCGGAUAAGCCAAGUGGCCACGCUUAAGGAACUGGCGAGGGGUUUGUUGGGGAAACACGGGAGUCACGUCGGGAGCCUCACGCUGCGUCUGGACCUGCCAUUUGACCCGCCUACAGCCACCCUUCCACGCCUCCUUCAUCCCGCAAAUAUCACCAUUAUCUUGCGUGGGGUGAAUGACGCCGUCGUCGCUACCACUGCCAAGAUGGUAAAGGAAAUCUUCCCAAAUCCCCGCCACCUAGAUCUCGUCGCCUCAACUCUCACCCAAAGCGGUGCCCACUCUCUCCUCGCUGCACUGAAGACCUGCCGCGUCACUGUUUUGAGCAGUCUUACUGUGCGCUCCCCAUACAAACUCAGCGAGGAUGCACGCCUCGAACUGCAGGCAGUGCUUGGGGACAGUUGCGCCUUGUACUGGUGGAGCUGAGGUGCCACGUCCACACCCUUAACCUCUUAGGCAUGUGUGCAUGACACAAAAGUGUGUGUGUGUGUGUGUGUGUGUGUGUGUGUGUGUGUGUGUGUCAGAGGUGGGCAAGUGCGGUACUUAGUGGGGUAGUGCGGUAGUACCGCUUCACAAAAAAAGUACCGCACUACCGCAAACUUUCUGAAAAUACCGCACUACGGCGGACCGCACUAAAAAAUCCUGCGAAACUUUUUGCGGUACAUAGAAAAUUAUCGAAGACAUUUGCAGCGCAGCAUGCUCACAGAUCAGUCAAUUGGUAUCAGUCAUCAGAAUCAGUGAUUCAAUCAUUCUAACUUUUCAGUUAUUGUUCGAAAUUAAAUACUAAAUGAAUAACUCAGAGUAAAUCUGUUCGUCACUCAACUCAAGGCGGCGCGCCAUGACUGCCUCUGACGAUGACUGUACAUGGCAGUGUACAACAGUACAAGCAAGCACUAACAUGAUCGCAGCUCAAUCUCAUGUCCCGUACACAUUUUCAUUGAUGCAUAACAUAGACCAUAGUACAUACUAUAUCUGUUUUUUAACUUCACUGUAACUUUUCUAUUUUAUCAUUCUCUCUCUCUCUCUCUCUCUCUCUCUCUCUCUCUCUCUCUCUCUCUCUCUCUCUCUCUCUCUCUCUCUCUCUCUCUCUCUCUUUUCAAUGUAGCCUAGAUCAACAUUGUUUCAUUAUAAUAAUAAUAA